Macrobrachium nipponense is the source of this 1317-nucleotide messenger RNA. RefSeq lists its product as uncharacterized. NCBI's taxonomy places the organism in Eukaryota, Metazoa, Arthropoda, Malacostraca, Decapoda, Palaemonidae. Gene Ontology annotation, molecular function: nucleic acid binding. Bases 1 to 1317 code for a protein of 438 amino acids. Gene Ontology annotation, biological process: DNA integration. The record is from RefSeq and is a predicted model, not a curated record. The transcript has a single exon.
AUGUAUGUUCAACGGGAGGUGUUUGGUGAUGAAGUGAAGGCUUCAUCAAGGGAAUUGUCAGUUGGCAAGAGUAGUCCAAUAUAUAAGCUUGAUCCCUUUCUUGAUUCUGAGGAUGGCUUAUUGAAGGUUGGAGGUAGAAUAAGAAGGUCUGACAUUCCACAGUCUGCCAAACAUCCCAUACUGUUACCAAAGAAGCAUCAUGUGACUACAUUGUUGAUACGACAUGAGCAUGAAUUAUUAGCUCAUUCAGGUAGAAACCAUGUUCUCUCAAAUCUAAGGCAGAUGUAUUGGAUCAUCAAUGCUAAUGCAACUGUCAGGAAUGUGUUAUUUCAUUGUGUUACUUGCAGGAAGUUGAAAGAACCAGCUUUGAGUCAAAAGAUGGCUGAUCUUCCAGCAGACAGAUUGGAACCUUCACCACCAUUCAGUAAUGUUGGUAUUGACCUCUUUGGACCCUAUUACAUCAAGGAAGGAAGAAAGGAGUUAAAGAGGUAUGGUGUGAUAUUUACCUGCUUGGUUAGUAGGUCAAUUCAUAUUGAAACUGCAAACACUUUACAAUCUGACUCUUUCAUAAAUACUUUGCGAAGAUUUGUUUCUCGAAGAGGUCAUCCCAAGGUUAUCAGAUGUGAUAAUGGAACCAACUUCCAUGGGGCUGAGAGAGAACUUAAGGCAGCUCUUGAUGAGGUGGAGGAAAAGAAGAUUGAGAAGUAUUUGUCGCAUCAUCAUGUUGAAUGGAAAUUCAAUCCACCUGCAGCAAGCCACAUGGGUGGUUGUUGGGAGCGCCAAAUCAGAACAGUUAGAAAGGAGUUGUCUGCACUGGUGAAGGAAUUUGGUGAAAGGCUAAAUGAUGAAAGUUUACGGACUCUGCUUUGUGAGGUUGAGAGCAUCGUCAAUUCAAGACCGUUAACCACUGUAAGUGACAGCGUAGAUGACCUUGAGCCACUAACUCCAAACCAUUUUUUGAUUCCAAAAUCUUAUGUGAUCCCUCCCCCUGGCUUGUUUCAAAAGGAUGAUGUUUACAUGAGGAGAAGGUGGAGAUGCGUUCAAUAUCUGACCAACCUGUUUUGGUCAAGAUUUAGAAAGGAGUCUUUGAGCACUUUACAGACUAGACAAAAGUGGAAUGAACCAAGAAGAAAUCUAAUUGUUGGUGAUGUGGUCUUGGUAAAGAGUGACAUUGAGCCAAGGAAUCAGUGGCCAAUGGGGCGAGUGAUAGAAGUAUACCCAGAUGACAAAGGAACAAUUCGCAGUGCCAAGAUUAAGACACUUUCUUCGGUUAUUGUCCGUCCUAUUCAGAAGCUAGUGUUAUUAGUUGAAGGCUAG